AAAAGAAAAAUAAAUCUGUUACGGCACAUACUAUAACAAACAAGCACAGACCUGCAUUAUACCAACUACAAAUAUCACCAUUUUCUUCUUUACAUUUUCCUCAUUCAGUCAACUGAAAACGACGACGUUUUUAAAUGACCGGGAAAAUGGUGGAGACGGUGGAGCUUAAGAACGAAGAAGAGCUUUCUCUUCUUUCAGGUUCAGACAAUGGUGACCGGUCAUGGCGGUUGAACUUCGAGUCGUUUCAGCUGUCUUCGGAAUAUCCGGAAAAGACACCCAAACCCCCUCGCGGCCUUCAUGACUGCUACGGCGUUCUCGGUCAAGAAGAUAACAUUGCCGAGUACUAUCAGCAGCAGGUUGAAGUUCUUGAGGGAUUUACUGAAAUGGAUGCUUUAGCGGAGCGUGGUUUUAUUCCUGGAAUGUCAAAGGAGGAGCGAGACAAGUUAGCUAAGAGUGAGACGUUUGCCAUCAGAAUAUCAAACAUAGCGAACAUGGUUCUUUUUGCUGCCAAAGUUUACGCAUCGGUCAGAAGUGGUUCCCUAGCCAUAAUUGCAUCCACUUUAGACUCUCUUCUGGACCUCCUCUCUGGAUUCAUCUUAUGGUUCACAGCAUUUUCGAUGCAAACACCAAACCCGUAUCAGUACCCUAUUGGAAAGAAGCGGAUGCAACCAUUGGGAAUUCUUGUUUUUGCCUCUGUCAUGGCGACACUAGGACUGCAAAUAAUUUUGGAGUCUCUCCGCACAUUAAUAUACUCUGAUAAUACCUUCAACUUGACCGGGGAACAAGAGCGCUGGGUUGUGGGUAUUAUGCUUUCAGUGACGUUGGUGAAGUUCCUACUGAUGAUUUAUUGCCGCUCUUUUAAGAAUGAGAUUGUUAAGGCCUAUGCUCAGGAUCACUUUUUUGAUGUAAUUACUAAUGUGAUUGGCCUCAUUGCUGCACUUUUGGCCAAUUGGUUUGAUGAUUGGAUGGAUCCUGUUGGUGCUAUCAUUCUGGCUUUGUAUACGAUUCGCACAUGGUCAAUGACAGUGUUGGAAAAUGUUAAUUCCCUUGUUGGAAGAUCAGCUGCACCUGAGUAUCUUCAGAAACUAACAUAUCUCUGCUGGAACCACCACAAGGCUGUAAGGCAUAUUGAUACCGUCCGGGCUUACACAUUCGGGUCUCACUACUUUGUUGAGGUUGAUAUCGUCCUUCCAGCAGGCAUGCCUUUACAAGAGGCUCACGAUAUCGGUGAAUCAUUGCAAGAGAAGCUUGAACUUUUGCCCGAGAUCGAACGUGCUUUUGUUCAUCUUGACUAUGAGUACAGUCACAAACCCGAGCACGCCCAAGCGCAUUCUUAGCGGCAAUAUGGAAAAGCAAUGCAGAGUUGUGUAUUUUCAUUUGCCGCACUUUUGUCUCUUGUCUCAUCUCUCAGAUGUAAAUAUGAACCAUUUGAUGUAGAAUCUGAAUCUGUACUAAGUACUGAGAAGUUGCUAAGAUGUAGAAAUGGAUUUGGGAUAUGUUGUGAAGCAUAUCAUGUAAGGAAGUUGAUUCUCUCCACUUUCUCUUUAUAUUUCUCCUCUUUAUUACUAAUGUUUUGGGGGUUAAAUGAGGUGUAUAUAAGAUAUUUGUACCCUAUCUAAUGUUACGUUUAUAUUUAUAUA
Cicer arietinum (chickpea) is the source of this 1640-nucleotide messenger RNA. The record is from RefSeq and is a predicted model, not a curated record. Lineage: Eukaryota; Viridiplantae; Streptophyta; Magnoliopsida; Fabales; Fabaceae.